CAGCAGUGCCAUUCACGGCGGCAACAUUUAUUACAGGACAGGGAGGACCUGGAGGGGCCUAUCUGUCCAAUGACAAGGGCUUCAUGAGCAAAGGACACUCCGUUCCACUGGCAGCCAGUCAACGCUGAACCUGGCACGACCUGGACAGGGGCUCCGGAGCACAGGGCGUGAACCCUUCGCCCAGAUAAAACCUGUGCUUCCUCAAGCACGUGUCCGUCUAUCUGCCUGGCAGGCCCAGUGCUGAAGGGUGGGCAUCCAGAGAGGGCAGAGGAGGCCCGAGUUGGCCCUGUUCACAGGCCCUGCCCUGCUGGAUUCUGGGCCAAGGUCAGGGCUGGGACCGGCCGGCGGUCAGCUCCAGAGGCCACAUAGCAAGGGCCUUGGUGCCCACGGGAUCUUGCUCACGCAGGCUGGCUGUUCCUUUGCAGGUCAGGCAGCCCGGCCAUCAGUGACACCUUCUAGUCUCUGUGCCCCCAGGUGAGAGGCAUGCCCUCACACUCCAGUCCUGGCUGGGCUCCAGGGCUGGGCCUGCCUCUGGUGUCAGACCCAUCCGAUGUGGCUUUGCUUUUCUCCUAAGUGGGAACCCAGGUGGGGUGGCGGCUCCUCCUCUUCCUCCAGGGAUCCUUCCUGGACCCCUCCCUCCUACCCCCAGGGAGUCCUGGCUGGCCAGCCACAGCGGGGCAUCUCCUAGGGCUUGGCGGAUGUCCAUGGGUCCUGUUCCCUCCACCCCCUCUGCUGAGGCCUCAGUCCUCCCAGAGGAUCUGCUAGAGUGGACCCCAGACUUCCAGGAGACCCCAGGGUGCAGGAGAGGGGAGGAGGCUGGGAAAAUUAGGGGGAAAGGGAGAGGGCUGGGCCAGGAGUCACUUGGGCAGGCUGGGGGUCCUGGCCCAGGCAGACCCCGUGAUCAUCUAGUUAGUGGGGGAGGGGCCCACCCCGGGUAGGGGCCUGGGGCAGCCCCUCCAGGGCCAGACAAUGCGUCUUCCCCAGGAGCCCCAGCAACAGAGGGGCCUACCAGUGAGGUCACAGAGCCUGGUGGUGCCCUCGGGGAAGAGAGCCAGGAGACUCUGAUGAUGAAUUUUGACCAGAAGGCAGUGAAAUUCCUGGCAAAUUUUUACAUCAAUGGAGGCAAACACUGGACCCACGGCCACGUGAGGCAGACGCCACCAGAGCCCAGCCAGCCCAAGGCAUGUGUGCUGUUGUUGGGCCUGGAGCCAGGGCUGGCCUGGGAUGAGACACGGCCCCCAAAGAUGAAGGAGGUCCCAGCUGGUCUCAGGUUACAGAUGGGCACCCCUCAGGAGUCCCUGCCCACCUACACCCAGACCCUGAGGGAGCUGUUGCUGGAGCAACGCCCCCCGAUCACAGCUGACCUGGAAGUCCCCAGUCCCACCAGGUACCAGGUGCCCAGCCCGUCCCUACGAGAGUCCUCCCCACAUCCCCACUACAGCAUCGGCUGCAAGCACCGAGGCCGAGAGGGCGGUGGUCGCAGGGCAUGGCAGACUUUGUGGUUCCAGAGUGAAAACCCCUUCACGCAGAAAGCCGACUUCCACCAAGAGCAAAAGUGGCCCUCGCCAGCCCACUACCAGCUGUUCAGCCGGCCCGCCGGCCCCGCCUUCAGCUUCAGAGGCCACCACUCCACCUCCAAGACACCUGAGGGCCACAUCCGCCCAGGGCUGCCUGGGGCCAGAGGGCUGGGCCUCAGGGUGCAGCCCCAGUCCCUGCUUCAGGCCUCUUUGCAGGCACCUGGCAAGAGACGCCCUGGCCCCAACACCUACAAUAUCCUUCCUGGGAGCCGCCUGCAGAGGCCCCGUUCUCCGGCCUUCUUGAUGAGCCGCUCCCCGGCGUUCACCUCCUGGCUCAGCACCUCUCGAACCCCUGGCCCAGCUGCCUACCACGUGGAGGACUGCUACAACUCACGCUUCCCCUCAGUGCCUGGCGUGGUCAUCCAGGGUGUGCGCAGACCCAAGCGCCACAACACAGGCCCCUUCUGUGCGCUCUAGAGCCAGCUGGGCACAACCUGCUUGGCCCGGCCACCGAGUGGCCUCCCCCGGGGCUUUCCCAGGCCUCCCUUGGGACUCGGGGCCCCAGCCUGGCCUUCUGACCCUCUGGGCACCCCUGAUGCACCCUUCUGGUUGGUCAAUCCUUCUAUGGGCUGUGGACAAGGCUGGCCCAGCCUGGAUCCCUCAUCUGGCCACCUCCCUGCUAUACAGAGACACUGUUGGUUCUC
This is a messenger RNA of Piliocolobus tephrosceles (Ugandan red Colobus), 2221 nucleotides long. RefSeq names its product sperm-tail PG-rich repeat containing 3 (gene STPG3). Lineage: Eukaryota; Metazoa; Chordata; Mammalia; Primates; Cercopithecidae. The record is from RefSeq and is a predicted model, not a curated record. The transcript has 6 exons. The coding region runs from base 1065 to 1994 and encodes 309 amino acids.